Molecule: messenger RNA, 1032 nt
Organism: Cryphonectria parasitica EP155
Lineage: Eukaryota; Fungi; Ascomycota; Sordariomycetes; Diaporthales; Cryphonectriaceae
Product: terpenoid synthase
Exons: 5
Coding region: 1-1032 (343 amino acids)
Source: RefSeq, a predicted model, not a curated record
AUGCCACAAAUCACUCCGGGCAUGGCUGUUCGCAUAUCGGACCUCCUGGUAGAUUGGCCAUGGACCAGAAAGGUCAGCCCGUUUUACGAGGAGUGCAGGAGGGAGUCCUGGGCUUGGUUUGAGGGCUUCAAAGCCUUCAGCCCGAAAGCACAGAAGGCCUUCUAUGAGGGCGACUUCAGCCUCCUGGCCGCAAUGGCCUACCCUACUAUUGACAAAGAGGGGCUCCGGGUUGCUUGCGACUUGAUGCAGGUGUUCUUCGCUUUUGACGAAUACUCCGAUGUGUCCGAUGAAAUCGAUACGCGAAAACAGGCCGACGCACUCAUUGAUGCUCUUCAAAACCCCGUUGCCCCCCGACCUGAAGGUGAAUGGAUCGGCGGAGAGAUCACCCGGCAGUUCUGGUUCAGCGCUAGAAACUACUUCACACCGCUUGCCCAGAAGCGCUUCUUAGAGAAGAUGCGGUGCUACACAGACGCAGUGAUAGAGCAGUCCUUUGACCGGACCCACCACCAGGUCCGAGACGUGGAGAGCUACUUCGAGAUUCGCCGUCAUACCAUCGGCGCCCUGCCCUCCAUCGUUGUCUGCCAGGCACGAUUCAACAUUCCCGACCACGUGGUCGAGAAUCCUGUCAUUAGGCGCCUGGAAGACUAUACGGUAGAACUGAUCGUCAUAGCAAACGACAUGUUUUCGUACAAUGUCGAACAGAGCCGCGGCGAUGAUGGACACAAUUUGGUUACCGUCCUCAUGACCCAAUACAGGUUCGAGUUGCAGCAAGCGUUUGAUUGGAUCGGCGCUAUGCAUCGCGAUCUGGAGAAACGUUUCCAGACAGAUCUGAACAACUUGCCAUACUUUCCGGAGGUGAGUGAGGAGGUCAAUAGAGAGGUUCGGGAAUACGCAUGGUCCUUGGGGGCAUGGAUUCGAGCAAACGAUUCGUGGAGUUUCGAGAGUCCUCGUUACUUUGGGACCGAUGGGCCUCGUUUGUACAAGGAGCGAGUGUUCACUGUGUUGCCAAAACGAGAGCACAUUGGGCUGUAG